GCCGCCGAUUAAGGACACGCAGGGUGACGAUGGCUGAGGACAUAAAGGCCAAACUGGAGAACUAUCGGACCGCUCCAUUUGAUGCCAGGUUCCCCAACCAGAACCAGACCAAGAACUGCUGGUCCAACUAUCUCGAUUACCAUCGCUGCCAGAAAGCUCUGGAUGCAAAAGGCGCGGACAACGGCCCAUGCGAGUGGUACCGGAGGGUCUACAAGUCGCUCUGCCCCAUGUCUUGGAUCCAGAAGUGGGACGAGCAGAGAGCGGAGGGGACGUUCCCCGGAAAAAUCUAACGGCCACCGUCAACACGGACGAGAAUGUGAUUAACAGCUAAGUGCUUGGGGCGCGUGUUGCUCCAUCAACAACUUUACUGACUCGAAAUGCGCAUUCCUUACAAUCACCAUUAAAAAUGUAGAGCAGAGCCUUAAUAAAUACAUUCUAUAUUUAUCUCAAA
Messenger RNA from Hippocampus zosterae (dwarf seahorse), 451 nucleotides. Its product is annotated as cytochrome c oxidase subunit 6B1. The record is from RefSeq and is a predicted model, not a curated record. The coding region runs from base 30 to 290 and encodes 86 amino acids. The transcript is spliced from 3 exons. Gene Ontology annotation, cellular component: mitochondrion; respiratory chain complex IV. Lineage: Eukaryota; Metazoa; Chordata; Actinopteri; Syngnathiformes; Syngnathidae.